Messenger RNA from Orcinus orca (killer whale), 1085 nucleotides. Its product is annotated as NOP protein chaperone 1-like. Gene Ontology annotation, biological process: box C/D snoRNP assembly. NCBI's taxonomy places the organism in Eukaryota, Metazoa, Chordata, Mammalia, Artiodactyla, Delphinidae. Gene Ontology annotation, molecular function: box C/D methylation guide snoRNP complex binding. The record is from RefSeq and is a predicted model, not a curated record.
AUGCAGAAAAGAAAGUGGCCCCCGGGGAGCAGCCCCAGUGCCACGACAGCACCUGUACGGACCCAGGCUCCCAAAGCAGCGAGGACGCACCACUGGAUGGCCUGUGGGUCGGGGCGUCAUCGUCCCGUGGGCAGGAGGAAGGGAAGGCCCGCGGUUGCCCUCCCAGCGCCUCCUUGUUUCGCCAUCCGGCCCGGGCUCCACUCCAGCGAGAGACGUAAACAAUUGGUGAAUAAGUUCGGGAUACAGUGCGGAGGCCAGGGAAGGCCAAGCGCCGUCCGAGUACAUCCGUGUCGUUCCCCACCUCCCGAUGACUUGGAAAAACUGAGAAAACGGGCGAGCAGCAGGGAGGCCCAUGGCAAAUCCCAGCCCGAUGUGAGCUGUUCGUCGUUUUCCCGGGACAGCUCCAGGGUCUUGGUGUCCAGAGAGCUGCUGAUGGAGGGCAGGGGCGGCCGCGGAGGUAUAUGGCACAGGUUGCUCAUCAACUCCAAGCAUAAUUCCAGAAAGAAUUCCACUCUUCACAGGAUAGAGAGGAGUCCCCUAUUGGACCAAGUACAGAGCUUUCUCCCACAAUUGGCUCAGGCAAACGAAAAGCUAAGAAAAGAAAUGGCAGCUGCACCACCUGGUCAUUUCAAUAUUGAAAAUACUGACACUCUCGGAAAAGUUAUGCAAAUGGAUAUGACCUUGUUUGAGAUGAAUCAGUCUGAUUCAAAAGAAGAUGACAGUUCACAAGAGAAUUCACAAGACAGUUCAGAGGACAGUUCAGAAUUUGAGGAUGAAGAUGAUAGCACCUCUUUUGAAGGUGAAGUCACCAUCGAUACAAUUAAGCUUCCUCAUUCAGAAGAUGGAAAAGGCAAAAUAGAGGUUCUGGACCAUCCUGCCAGUGAAAAAAAGAAAACAGGGACAUAAACAAUCUGAGAAACAGGUGAUAGUUCCCGCUAAUUCUGUGGAAAAGAAUGUGGCUUGCUGAUUAUUUUGCAUUUCAGAUACAUAUAGUGUUUGUUUGCAAAAAUGAAUGUAUUUUGCUUCUUGGAGAAACAGAAGCUAGCUUUUAAAGAGUUGGAAGAGAUAGCAUUUGGGGAAUCUUC